GUAAACAGACGCAAAUCCAUGCAAAACCGAACAGCUCUUUCAGGAAUAGCCGUAAACAAAAGUUCUAACUGAAUUCUGAACUGGAAGCAUUUUAUAGUGCUAAUUUCUGAUUUGCUUAAGUUAAAAUUAAAAAAGAUUAAUACCGCUAAUUAUUCGGAUAAUGGCUAAACCUCGGCCUUGUGUUGUACCUUGCUGCCAAGGCGAACGUUCCGACCUAGUGCAUAAAUUUCCAUCGGACAAGGAUCGAGCAGAAACUUGGAGAUCAAUACUGUCCAUACCGGAGCUGCAAAAAUUUGAUCUGGACACCAUAAGGGGUAGAUAUUUUGUAUGUACUCGCCAUUUCCGCGAUUCGGACUACAAAAACAAACUCUCCAGAAGUUUGAAUGUGACCGCCAAUCCAUCGUUGAAUUUGUUUGCGUUGAAUGACGAGGAAGGACUGAACCGCAUUAUUCCCCCGAUGGUACGAAUACCUUACACCGAACCGCCGAAAAGCUCCGACGAUUCCAGGGAGGGAGUCACGGUAAGCCUACAAGUUCAACCGAUGCUGCCAGAGGAUAAGGCUCAUUUAGUGGAAAGAAACUUAGUUGACGAUAGUUCUAGUGCUAUGUCAUCAAGCUUGGAAAUAGUAACCAUACCAGGUUUGCCAGAUGAGUCCCUUUUCCUCCCGACAAAGAAGCAUGAACAAUUACGACUCCAGGUUGGCCAGAAGCGAACAAUGGCCGGGUGCACACCGGGUAAAAUUUUCAAAUUUAAACGAAAGUCCGAUAUCGUCGUAGAUUUUGAUGACUCGAAAGAGGGAGCAAAAAAAUCAGUAGUUCUUAGAACGGUAAAAAUUGUGUCACCAAAAAAAGAAGGUGUGGUUCCGAAUAAAGUGUCAACUGUUUCUACUGAGACACAGACUGAGAUGGAUCGGCUCGAAACUCGCGGAAAUUUGUUUGAGCAAGAAGAAACAGCUUUAUCAGAGACUAACGAAGUUUCCAAAAAUACUACUAAAGUUUUGGCAUUGCUGGCAUGCACUCCAGAGAACUUGCAGAAAUUACAGAAGAAGUUAAAAGAACAGGCCGGUGGCGCCUUGUCUUUCGACGAGAAUCUCUUUCAGGAUCUUGCUGCGGACGAGCCUGCUGAAGAUACUAUGGUUGGCCAGCAGUCUGCCGUCGAUGAACGGUACUUUCUUACAAUACCUGGAAAUGAAUUAGUACAACCUAUCCAUGUGAGCUAUAUUUGGCUACGGGAUCAUUGCCGUUGCGCGGAGUGUUACAAUCAAGAAACAUUCCAGCGUUCGCAGUCCAUUCUAGACAUUCCGGACGAUGUGAGGCCGGCAAACUUUACGUUGACUGAUCGGAAGCUGGAGGUGUUAUGGAUGGAUGAUCAUGUAUCCUCGUACGAUUUGGAUUUCAUCUUCCAUUCCCAGUACGAAGCAUUUCGGGAAAACCUACUUAGGGAGCACGCUCAGCCGGUGCUUUGGGAUCGUGACCUUAUCAGUCUUUGUCCCGAGUAUUGCCGGGUGUCGCUGAGCGAGCUAAUUUGUGAGGAUGCAGCUGUCUCUAAGGUGGUCAAGAGCUUGGUAGCGUACGGUGUUGCCUUCAUCCAGAAGGUUCCCCCCAACCAGCAAAGCACAGAAAUGGCUAUCAAAAGGAUUUUUCCCAUCCAUAAAACGUUUUUCGGAGAAAUGUGGACUUUUAGUGACCAAAUGGAUCAUGGUGAUACUGCCUACACUAAAAAUUACUUGGGACUGCAUACGGAUAAUACGUACUUUUGUGACGCAUCGGGACUGCAGGUACUUCAUUGCAUCCAGUUUAAUGGGUCCGGAGGAGAAACCACUCUAAUCGAUGGUUUCAAGGCAGCCGAGCAGCUUAAACUUAAAGAUGCAGAGGCGUUCGAACGAUUAUGCAACUAUCCUUUAACGGGUGAGUACUUGGAGGAAGGCAAACACCACACUUACUGUGCCCCAGUAAUCAAACGCAACAUUAUAACGGGGGAAGUGGAGCAGCUUCGAUUCAACACGUACGACAGAGCCGUUUUGAACACAAUUCCGCAGCGACAGAUUCCCCAAUUCUACAAAGACUACAAACGGUUAGCGGCCGAGAUUAAUGACGAAACAAUGGCUUGGCAGUUUCAGUUAACUCCUGGAACGGUAAUGAUUUUCGACAACUGGCGAGUGCUACACGGGCGCAUGGCAUACAGUGGAAAGCGUGUGAUUACUGGAUGCUACGUUUCGAGAACGGAAUACCAGAGUGUCGCACGGACGCUGGGCAUGAUCUCGUGAGGAUCACUGGUGAGCACAUAGUAAAUGAAUUGAAGAGAAAUGGUUGUUCUAUACAUUCAACCUUUUGUUCAAAUAGUGACAGCUCAUUUAACGAAUUUGAAGGAACCUCCUAAGAGCAGUUUGCUGCGAGACUAGUGUGGGUACCUAAAGUUUAGCAGUUUAUUAGAACAUACAAAUCCUAACUUACUCUUCUAGUGAUUAGGCGAACACUUUAAAACUGACAAUGAUAGCCAAAUUGAUCACAAGCACCCAUUUGGAAGGUAGGGUAUUCAGGCUCACUGUGCUGUGCGAUGUCAAAUCGAAAAACUGCACCUGUGCAUAGAUUGGAACCCGUAUUUCGUCCUCUAGUGUAAAUUGCAGGUCAACUCGGGGUCCAAAAACGAGUUCUGCUUCCUGCAGUACCUGCUGCCUUG
This is a messenger RNA of Wyeomyia smithii (pitcher-plant mosquito), 2679 nucleotides long. RefSeq lists its product as uncharacterized. Gene Ontology annotation, biological process: carnitine biosynthetic process. The record is from RefSeq and is a predicted model, not a curated record. Gene Ontology annotation, cellular component: mitochondrion. Bases 161 to 2266 code for a protein of 701 amino acids. The transcript is spliced from 4 exons. Gene Ontology annotation, molecular function: trimethyllysine dioxygenase activity; iron ion binding. NCBI's taxonomy places the organism in Eukaryota, Metazoa, Arthropoda, Insecta, Diptera, Culicidae.